Messenger RNA from Phytomonas sp. Hart1, 1071 nucleotides. Lineage: Eukaryota; Euglenozoa; Kinetoplastea; Trypanosomatida; Trypanosomatidae. The record is from the annotation of a GenBank genome assembly.
AUGUUCUUGAGUAGGAUCAUUUCAACCCUACCGCCCUACGUAGAUCCCAUUACGUCUGCAGUAUCUAGAUCCCUUCAAUGCGCCCUUGAGGCGUAUGCAUGUAGGCCCACAGGCAUCUCAAUUGAACUCGAGAGCCGCCUUGGCCAGAUUAUCGUUUUACCACGCCUUAAUUUUCAUGGGUUACCAGUCAUUUCUUCAAGCAACGCUGUACUUCAUCCCAAGAACUUGAAUCUCUAUCGGUUUAAAUCUGAAAUGGUGGUAAAGUCCCUUCUUCCGAUGGAAACUGGGCUUCAGAGACUUCGUCUGUUCGGCUCCCAAGGUCGGCAAUGGGCUACGACCUCUUCCACUAUAUCAAAAUCGUAUACAAUGAUAAUAUAUACAAUAAAUGGGCAUCGGUUGCAAUAUGGGAUCCCCUUGUCCACUGAAGUGAAAGCCAACUCACAUAUUCGAGCUAUGCGGCUACAAUCCAUCACGCUCAAAGACACCACUAACAUCACCGACGUGUUCUGCCCGGAAUGGGGAUGGGACUUUCGUCUAGCCAUAGCCAACGAGCGUGAAAUAGCGUGGCGAACUCGCAUCCCUUCCUCCACGAAUGCUGCCACCCAGUGCGUGACGCCCUCGGAAGGCGAUAGGGAGGGUGCUCAGGAUGCGGUGUUGGAUCUUUCGACCAUCGUCCCGAAUUCCACUCGGAUUCGUAUACGUCACCGCCUUCCAAUUGGGCCCUUUUUCUACGUCGAUCUUUCUAAGGAUCGGGUAACGCAUAUCCCAUCAAAUUUCUUCUCCAACACCUCGGAGCUCGAACUCCUUACGAUUCCUUUUCCUGUCGGCCAAUCGCCUGAGGCCCAAAUAGAGGUGGAGGUCAAUUUGCCAGCCCUCUACAAGGCCUGGCGGCGCUUCGGCCGGCGCAGGCGGCACCAGGACGCCGCGGUGGCGGGCGACGAACCCGCCAAUAGGGGAAGAACCGCGGCUGAAGUUUGCCCCCAUCAGACCGUGGAUCCCUUUCUCCGGCACGUCGCGCUCGAAUGGUUGGCGCUGCUUCAGUUCAUGUGCAGCGUACGCCCGAACCUAUAG